GAGUUUGACGCAGUGAUCCCUGCGCUUUUUCACUCCAAAUCAUCCUCUGGAGAGGCCGGGACGCAACUUCUUCUUCUUUUUUUUCUUUUACAUCCUCCUCUUUGGUAGAUUUUCUUACAAUCGACAACAAGUUGGAAAUAAAUGUUUUAACUGUUUCUACCUCCAGAACUUGUUGAUGGUCCUUCAUAUCGGACAAUAAGCGGUAAUGGCAGAAUCUGACACGCAGGAGACUCGCCAAGCCGCAAAGGAUUCGCCGUUUUCCAUCAAGAACCUGCUCAACAUCGAAGACAAACCCUCGAAGCAAGCACCCGCCCUCGGGUCCUCCAAAGUCUUUGAAGGCACGUUUUUCUCCAGGCUCAGCGAUCUGUCUCUGCCCAGAUUUGAGCUGCCCGGGCAGAGGAUCGGACUGUCAGCGCAGUAUUUGGAGAGAGCGUCUGCCUGGUGGUAUCCAUACACGCUGGGAGCGCACUUUAGGACUGCGUCGGCAGGUUCGGGGAAAAUCAGCCAGAGGGAAGAAGACAGGCGCUCGCCGGACCUCCAAAAAAGCGACCGAGAUGCCAAAGAGGAGAGCGCCGACGACGACCUGGCGCUGGACGAGAGCGACGCCGACGAGUCCAAGAAGGAAACCGACCCGGAGGAGGACUGGAAGAGAAAACCGGACGAGCUGGACCCCGACAAGAAGCCCUGUCGCAAGAAGAAGACGCGCACGGUGUUCUCCAGGAGCCAGGUGUUCCAGCUGGAGUCCACCUUCGACAUCAAGCGCUACCUGAGCAGCUCGGAGCGCGCCGGCCUGGCCGCGUCGCUGCACCUCACCGAGACGCAGGUGAAGAUCUGGUUCCAGAACCGGAGGAACAAGUGGAAGAGGCAGCUGGCCGCCGAGCUGGAAGCGGCGAACAUGAGCCACGCAGCGGCUCAGAGGAUCGUGCGGGUGCCGAUACUUUACCACGAGAGCGGGGCCUCGGACGCGAGCGGCAGCCCCGGUACGAACUCGCCGGGCGGCCAGUCACUGCUGGCUUUCCCCCAUCACAUGUACUAUUCCCAUCCCACGCCGCUGCUGAGGCCGGUUUAACAGUACUUGUGCUUUUAAACUGGAGCAGUUGAAAAGAAAAAA
Molecule: messenger RNA, 1111 nt
Organism: Poeciliopsis prolifica (blackstripe livebearer)
Lineage: Eukaryota; Metazoa; Chordata; Actinopteri; Cyprinodontiformes; Poeciliidae
Product: homeobox protein HMX3-B-like
Exons: 2
Coding region: 206-1069 (287 amino acids)
Biological process (GO): regulation of transcription by RNA polymerase II
Cellular component (GO): nucleus
Molecular function (GO): RNA polymerase II transcription regulatory region sequence-specific DNA binding; DNA-binding transcription factor activity, RNA polymerase II-specific
Source: RefSeq, a predicted model, not a curated record